GUCAUCAUUAGGUGUGGGCCAACGGUUGUGUGGGUCAGGGAGCUUCUAGUUGGGCUAAAAGCAGACUGUGUUGUACUUUUAAAAGGAAGGAAAAUUUUAACUUUCUAUAAGAAGCUUGUGAAAGUUUUUAUCCAGUACAAUAACAGAAUGAAAGCUGCGAUCAGCUGUAGAUAGCACCAAUUAAGACAUGCCCUCCAGGAAGAAAAAAACACAAAUUUCAUCUCUCUCUUUCCUCACUUCCUCUGAAAGAGUAGAGAACUUGAAUGUGCCAUAUCAGCCAACGCCCACCCUUGGGCUGGGUGACGUCAUCUACGAGAACGUGACAGCAGAGGACGAGGAGAUGACCCAAGUGGGAGAAUCUCUUGGAGGGUCGGUCACUUCAGAUCCCAUCAGCAGUGCUAUCGUUAGACCGUCCUCAGCUGGCAGGAAGCCUGACACCCCCUCCACCCUAACCGUGCCGGCCAUUGGGAUGUACCCCGCCCUAACAGAGACCCUGGCGCUGACUACACCAGAGAGCCUGCCCUACUCUAGACCUCCCAGGAAACAAGCGACAAAACGGAGUCAAAGAGACGGCUCCAGCACACCUAUGGAGCUUGACCUGGGCCUGCCCCCAGCCCUACCGUCCAGAAAGAGGCGGGAGAGCGGCGUGUCUCUCCUCCUAGACCCCACGGAGACGGCUGUAGUGUACGACACGCUGCCCUGCCUCAGGUCACGUGAUGUCUCCGGCACAAGGUCUUCGUCAGCAAGCUCCAUUGAUGGCUCCAGGUCCAUUAGCUCCAAGACACUUCGUAUGAAGGCACUUUUGAGUCCAGAAGAAGCCUGGCUGAGCAGUGUCGAGACAAGGCUUGCCGCUAAAGCAGGGACUACAGAAACUUUAAAUCUGCAUCAGUUCACAGAGGCGCUCCAGAUCAAAGAGUCAUUUUUCGUUGAGCGCUGUUUCCAACUGUUUGACAAGGACCAUGACGGAGAAGUCAACCUACAGAACCUAAUCAAGGACUUGCGAGCUCUUGUCUUGUCCUCUCCAACCGAGAAGAUCAGAUUUCUGUUCAAUGUUUACAAUAUUCGUGGUACAGGCAAGAUUUGUAAAACUGAAGUUCACCAGGUCUUAAAAGCUGGCGUAGAAGAAAGUAAACUUCAGUUGAGUGAAGAGAAUAUCUUGGCACUCACUGAAGCCUUGAUUACAGCCGCUGACAAAGACAAGGAUGGAAAAAUCUCGUUCGACGAAUUGACAAGCUUGGUUCAACAACACCCUCACAUAGCCAACAAUUUAGCCAUCAGUACGCUGAUGUCCAACACACAAGCUGGCAUUGAGUAUGUGUUUUCUGACGAUAACGCAGACGAAACGAAAAAAAAAGAAAGAUGUUGUCGUCACCUGACCACCACCUACAUCCAGAACAACUUCAAGAAAAUAUUUUUCCUCUUUUUUUACCUGUUGAUAAAUGCAGGUCUGGGCGUGUGUAAUGCCUGGAGGUAUUGGCACAAAAACACCUGGCUCAUUGUAGCUCGAAUAUUCGGCCUCUGCCUAGACUUUAACUGUACAUUUAUUGUUGUCUUAAUGCUUAGACGGUUGAUAACAUAUCUCCGUGCUACUCCGUUGGUCAAGGUGUUGCCAUUUGAUCAACAUAUCAUGUUUCACAAAAUUUGUGGCUACAUGAUCACCAUUCAAAGUGUUGGCCAUACUGUUGCUCACUUAGGAAAUGCUUUUCUUGUAGCCCAAGAUAAACACAUGUCAGUGCUGGAGGUUGUAUUCACCACAAAAGCCGACAUUGGAUGGAUAGCUGGCACGGCACCAUUGACCGGCGUUGCUCUGUGCCUGAUACUUGUAGUGAUGGUUGUAUUGUCCUUGCCAUUCAUAAGACGCAGUGGAUGCUUUGAGGUAUUCUACUGGAGUCACAAGCUUUACCUGGCCUUCUGGGUCCUGCUGAUUGUCCACUGUGCAGACUUCUGGAAGUGGUUUGUUGUCCCUGGAUUUGUCUUCCUGUUGGAGGCCGUGUCAACCAUCUCGUGGAUUAGAACAGCCUACAUGGGCAAGACUUACAUCCAGUCGGUCUGCAUUUUGCCAUCUGAGGUCACUCACCUGCUAAUAUCAAGACCGGCAGGAUUCACAUUCAAAGCAGGAGAUUAUGUCUUUAUUAAAAUCCCCGCUAUCUCCAAGCACGAGUGGCAUCCCUUCACCAUCAGCAGUGCACCAGAACAAGCAGAUUCUUUGGGGCUUCACAUCAGAUGUGCUGGCUAUUGGACACAAUCUUUGCACGAUUAUUUCGUCAACUACGUGUGUGAAGAUAUAGAAAACACAGGUGAUAACGCAGUAGACACAGAAAGGAAGUCAAAUCUGAUUCGCAGAGCUUCCUCUAUAGCUUGGCAAAAGCAGAAACCGCUCAAAGCUCGACUUAUAGAUGCCAACAUUAGACGGAGGGUGGUCACCAAAUGUGCCAGGGUCCAGUGCCAUUUAGAUGGCCCUUAUGGAACACCAAGUCGUCAUAUAUAUGAAUCCGAGCACGCUGUUCUCAUCGGGUCGGGUAUAGGAAUCACACCCUUCGCUUCCAUCCUGCAGUCCAUCGUGUCCCAGUUUAAGGCGAGCUGCGUUAAAUGUCCAAAGUGUACCUACACUUGGUGCCAUAAGCCGCCAGCAUCUGUCAUGAACCUAAAGAAAGUAGAUUUUAUCUGGAUCAACCGAGACCAACGCCAUUUUGAAUGGUUUGUCUCGCUACUCUCGCGUCUUGAGCGAGAACAGGAAAUUGAGGGGGGACUCGGUCAUAUAUUAGACAUGCACAUGUAUAUGACGUCAGCACCACCUAAAACAGACAUGAAAGGUUUAAUUUUACAAAUGGCUCUGGACAUCGUCCACGAGAAAGAGAAAACUGACCUCAUCACUGGACUACAGACUAGAACCCAGGCUGGUCGGCCAGAUUUUGACUUGUUGUUUAGAAAAAUUAGUAAGAAUGCAAAGGGCAGGGUAACUGUCUUCUUCUGUGGAUCUCCGCUCCUCGGCAAAACGCUCAAACAAUACAGUCAUAAGUAUGGAUUCGUUUUUCGACAUGAAUAUUUUUAACAUCAAGCAUAUAUAUUGACCAGAACUUGUUCAAUCAAGUAUAU
Physella acuta is the source of this 3096-nucleotide messenger RNA. Its product is annotated as NADPH oxidase 5. Lineage: Eukaryota; Metazoa; Mollusca; Gastropoda; Physidae. Gene Ontology annotation, molecular function: superoxide-generating NAD(P)H oxidase activity; calcium ion binding. Gene Ontology annotation, biological process: superoxide anion generation; defense response. The record is from RefSeq and is a predicted model, not a curated record. Gene Ontology annotation, cellular component: plasma membrane; NADPH oxidase complex.